This is a messenger RNA of Dovyalis caffra, 1047 nucleotides long. The record is from the annotation of a GenBank genome assembly. NCBI's taxonomy places the organism in Eukaryota, Viridiplantae, Streptophyta, Magnoliopsida, Malpighiales, Salicaceae.
AUGAAAGGAACUGGAGGUUCGAAGGCUUGUGACCAUAUGCAAGCUGUCACUCUCCACGUAGACAUUAUGUCAAGCGGACACCAUGCAGAAGAUACUGCCACAUCAUUAUCAUAUAAAGCGGAAGAGAGCGUGACACGUCAGUCCAGUCACCUGGGGAUCCAUCAAAGCCUGCGUGUGAGACGCCCUAACGCAGACGCGACAAAAGUCCCACAGAUAUUCCACAAGAUCUUCAAGGAAGCAAAAGAAGAAGCAAGAGAAAAUUCAUCCAGCCCUACCACUAAAAACAACACUAACGAGCAAGCAGCUAAAGGGAGAGAGAUACUUUUGCUGAAGCAUCGUAGGAAUCAUCGAAGAUCAGAAAGGGCCCGAGAAAGUAAUAAAUUUGGCUCCAGAAAUUUCUGGCCAUUUGCAUUUUUAUGCAGAAAAGAUGUUGCAAAAGCUUGCUUCUAUAGCACCCUUGAUCUAAAAAGGCCUAAUAGCUACAAUAGUAGUCAGCUGCAUUGCAUACCCUCUAGGAAGAUGAAGCAAGAAGAGACUGCUGGUCGAGGACAAGGAAUGGGUAUUAGUAACAAAGUGGAUUCAGCUGCUGAAGGUGGUAAUAAAGUUCUACCAGUAAGUGGCACGACAUUGUCAUCCUCAGCCCGGACAAAUGAACAGUCUAGCACGUUGGAGAAGAAAGACAAAAUUAAAGGGGAUAAAAGCAAAGCCAUAUCGAGAAUGAAGGAACUAUUGAGAUGGACUGCUGCUGCAAAAUCAGAGAGAGGAGGAAAGUUUAUCAGCCGAAAGGUUCUACAGCUUAGAAGCCGAGCAACCCUUAAAGCAGUAACAGAUGAUGAUCAACUCAACAUUGAGUCUCCCAAAAUCAGUUUUGGAUGGGAAGUUGAAAGCUGCUCAACCCCUUCCUCUGCCUACUCAGCCAUUUCAAUGGCUUCUUCCAAGAAUAUUAAUCUCAACAUGUGGCCUAACUUGAUUAGAUAUAUGUUAUCACUUCGUGGUAGACCGGGAAUCGUGUUUGUAGCUGGACAUGUACAAAAGAGUAAGGCUUGA